GUCGCGGGCGCGGUCGCGGCGACGCUUGCCGAGAUCGAGCGCCGCGGCGCCGCCGGCCUCGCGCCCUCGGAUUUCCCGGAUGCCGCCGGCGAGUCGCAGGACAGGGACGGGUCGCUCUUCGACGAGCUCACCAGGCUGUGCCUCGCGCGCGUGUGCUUCGUCACCGGGAACGUGGUGCUCGCAGAGAGCGGGCCCCAGGACCUGCCCGGCGACCAGCCCAGACCGCUGUGA
Molecule: messenger RNA, 231 nt
Organism: Prorocentrum cordatum
Lineage: Eukaryota; Dinophyceae; Prorocentrales; Prorocentraceae
Source: the annotation of a GenBank genome assembly